Drosophila biarmipes is the source of this 1057-nucleotide messenger RNA. Its product is annotated as serine protease 3-like. The transcript is spliced from 2 exons. NCBI's taxonomy places the organism in Eukaryota, Metazoa, Arthropoda, Insecta, Diptera, Drosophilidae. Gene Ontology annotation, biological process: proteolysis. Gene Ontology annotation, molecular function: serine-type endopeptidase activity. Bases 177 to 992 code for a protein of 271 amino acids. The record is from RefSeq and is a predicted model, not a curated record.
CUCAACUCAACCUAUCAGUCAUUCAGUCAAAGUACUAACUUGGUGAUAUAAAUCAAAAUUAUUUAUUGAUACAAUCAAGUUUGAAUCUAAUCAAGCUCUUUGAAUUUGCAUUGAUUAUGAGUUCACCUAGGCUAUAUAAAACUAUGACCACCAUAGCAGGAUUUUAGUGUGUCAGAAUGAAGGCAGUGGUACUCCUAUUGGCAGCCCUAGGGCUCUGCAGUGGUUUCACUGUACCGAACAAGAUUGUCCACCCACGGGAUCUGAAGGUCGAGCACCACAGCAUCGAGGGUCGUAUCACCAACGGCAACGAGGCGACCGAGGGUCAGGUGCCCUACAUCGUGGGAGUCAGCCUGAACAGCAACGGGAACUGGUGGUGGUGCGGGGGAUCCAUCAUCGGAAGCACUUGGGUGCUGACAGCCGCCCACUGCACCGCUAAUGCCGACGAAGCCUCACUGUACUACGGUGCCGUUAACUACAACGAACCCGCCUUCCGGCACACCGUCAGCAGCGACAACUUCAUCAGAUACCCGGGCUACGUUGGCAACGACCACGACUUGGCCCUGAUCCGGACUCCCCGCGUGGACUUCAACAGCCUGGUCAACAAGAUCGAGCUGCCCAGCCUGAACGACCGCUACAACUCCUACGAGAACAGCUGGGCCCAGGCCUCCGGCUGGGGAGCCAUCUACGAUGGCAGCAACGUGGUGGAGGAUCUGCGAGUGGUGGACGUCCGGGUGAUCUCCGUUUCGGACUGCCAGGCCUACUAUGGCACUGAGACGGCCACCGACAACGUCAUCUGCGUGGACACUCCGGAUGGCAAGUCCACCUGCCAGGGCGACUCCGGCGGUCCUCUGGUCACCAAGGAGGGUGACAAGCUCAUCGGAGUUACCUCCUUUGGGUCCAUUUAUGGCUGCCAGUCUGGAGCCCCGGCUGGUUUCACCCGAGUGACCAACUACCUUGAGUGGAUCAAGGAGGAGACCGGCAUUUCCUAUUAAGAGCUGGCAUGUGCCAUCUAAUGAAUAAAAUAUUUUAUAAUAUUUGAAUAAACUAGAUCAUUUUA